Achroia grisella is the source of this 2297-nucleotide messenger RNA. It is a transcript of the gene Syx6, whose product is annotated as syntaxin-6. Bases 142 to 927 code for a protein of 261 amino acids. NCBI's taxonomy places the organism in Eukaryota, Metazoa, Arthropoda, Insecta, Lepidoptera, Pyralidae. The transcript has 6 exons. Gene Ontology annotation, molecular function: SNAP receptor activity; SNARE binding. Gene Ontology annotation, biological process: intracellular protein transport; Golgi vesicle transport; vesicle fusion. Gene Ontology annotation, cellular component: SNARE complex; endomembrane system; synaptic vesicle membrane. The record is from RefSeq and is a predicted model, not a curated record.
UCAUGUCGAUAUUUUGUGGGAUAGGCCAGGGUUUGUCUGGAGACUCCUGUGUAUUUUAUCCGUUUACGAGUAUAUCCGCGUCAGUUAAAACCGUCGUCACAUGAGUCAGCUUGUGCUAAAACAUUGUUAUUCUUGUUUGACAUGACUUUAGAAGAUCCGUUUUACGUCGUCAAAGAUGAGGUGUUCAAAGCGUUGAACAAAACUCGUGGCCUGUACCUGCGGUGGCAAGAGAUCUCCAAGGCGCCUACUAUUCCAAACAGUCCUGAAGUGGAAUGGACUUCCACCGAGUUAAGAAAUGCACUUCGUAGUAUCGAAUGGGAUUUAGAGGACUUGGAAGAUACUAUUAGUAUUGUUGAGAAGAAUUCUUCUAAAUUCAAGAUAGACAACAAGGAAAUUUGCGAUCGUAGAAGUUUCAUUGAGGCUACAAAACAAGAAGUGAAGGUUAUGAAAGGUAAAAUGAGCCUCAACAGAAAUCGCGAUAACGACGGCACUGCACGGGAGCCUCUCCUUGGGGAAGAGAGCCCCAUGCACUUUGGCAACUACUGGACCGCUACCCCCAAGUAUUCUAAGUACUCGAAGCUUGCAAACCAAACCGAUAGCCCAAAUAGAUUCGAUGCCUACGACAACGAUAUCUUGUCUAUGCAGGAAAAGAUGCUGAGCAGUCAAAAUGAUCAGUUGCAAGUUAUAAGCGACUCUGUCGGUUCAUUGAAGACUGUAUCCAAGCAGAUUGGCAUCGAACUUGACGAACAGGCUGUAAUGCUAGAUGACUUGAAUACUGAACUUGAAAAUGCUGAUUCUAAAUUAGACUCCACUAUAAAGAAGGUCGCUAAAGUGCUGCAUAUGAACAAUGAUCGUCGUCAAUGGCUGGCUAUAGGCAUUCUGGUGGGGCUUCUAGUACUUAUAUUAAUACUAUUCGUUAUAAUUUGAACACGAUCAAUGUUAGAUUUAAGUGAUGUAACGUUUAUGUAUGUAAAAAUUAUUUCAAAAUCAAAUACAUUCAAUUUAUCUUUAGCAUCAUUGUUAGAGGAUCUAAUAGUCUGUCUAUAUUACAUUUCCUCUGGGUUUCAAACUGUUUCAAUACAAGUCAUUUCCAAACAACAACAAUAUUAUGUAGACAUUUAAAAUUGACGUUUAAUUAUAUGAAUGUAAAAGAAGUCCUUCGUGGAACUAGUAUAAGUAGUAUCAAAAUUUAAUAUAGUGAAAUUAAAAAAAAUAUUAAAUUACCCUACAACUAUUCCUACUAACUAUUCGUUUUCUUCCAUAUAUACUUGAAUUCAACUUGUAUUAAAUGUAGAUAGUACUGUUUACCGUGCAUUUCAAUCAUACUUCUACAGUGUUUUAAAUAUCGAUAGUUCAGUUCUCAUAAACAGUAAUUAAGUAAUAUAAAAAAAAAUUGGUGUCAAAUAUGAUAAAAUCUUUACAGUUUGUUCGCAUCCAAAUGCUAAAAAGCGUCUCUCGGUUACCAAAAUGCCAGGGUUACAGUUGUCUAGCUUAGUUAGCUCUGGUGUAUUUGGCGUAAAGCUUAUUUAAAUAGCUGUAAGAUAAAUAUAAAAUUAUAUGAUUGUCACAAUUAUGAACUAAGCCAUCGAUAUGUGAAAGUAAAACAUCUCUAUUUUUCUAAAAUAAAUAAUCUUCGAAGUUAUCUAUUUUCUACAAUUCUGUAAUUAUAUUUAGUAAAGGUAAUAAUCAUUUUCUUGUAUGCUUGUAAUUGCUUAUCGGCUAUUUAAUGAUACAUCUCAGCAGUUUCGCUAAUAUGAAUUUCUGUGUGUUUAAGUUUGAUCUCAAUAAAGUUUUCAAACAAACCCCUUGAGUACUGUUACAUACAAGCGUAAUGAAGCGAACCUUUAACAGAUUUAAUUUAUUAAAAUAUCGGCUUGUGUUUCAUGUACUUAUUCAUUUGAAAAUGACCUUUAGCACUGACUCUUAGUACGUGCCAAAGGUCAUAUUCAAAUUACUAUCAAUCGAAAUUACUUUCCAUAGUAGACUGACCGGUUUCUUAAAUUCACAUUGUUGCAAUCCGGGUUUUAAAAACUUAACUUUGUAGUAAAUUUCUAACAGUUUUUGAUCUAAUAAUAACCAACCCGGCUAAUGAUUAGACGCUUAUAAGUCGUUUUUUGUGGGUAGUAUUACUCAAAUUUAAAAUAUUAACAUAAACUGACCCUGUAACAAUAUAUGUCUAUUAUUGCUUUAAUGUUCCAAUUAGGUAACUGUGUAAUGUAUACACAUGACGCUUCUGUAUAAUGGUAUAGGGGUUUGAUUAUGUCUGUGUAUGUACCAUGUGAGUUGCAUAUAUUAGA